UUUUUUUUUUUCUUUUCUUUCUUUUCCAUUUCAGUUUUUGGUGUACAAUGACUGAUAACCAAGAUGAUGCUGCCGUAGUUCCUAAUGUCACUGAAAGAACACGGUUACUUGACUCUACUACUACUACUACUUCUUAUACUACUCAAGUUCAAGUGGAAGAAGGGAGAUCUCAACAACAAGUGGUUGACAUGACCAUGGAACAUGAUCCUACUGUACCUUUGGAUGAAUUGACUGACCAUAUUCAACACUUAUUAGUGUUUGGUAAACACCGUGGGAAUGGUAAACUCUCUCAAUCAAGUAGCUCUAGUAAUGGUUCCGGUCAAGUUAUUAUGGGUGAACAAGAAGUUGAUAUUGUCCAAGAAGAAGGUCAACGUGAUAUCUCCUCUCGAAAAUCAAAAAAGAGAGAUUUGAUUACUGGUGCUUUACGAUUUGCUACUGAUCAAUGGAUGGAAAAUCAAGGUAUUAAUAAUCAAGUUAUUCAUGAAUCUAUUCAACAAGGUCCUUCCACUUCUACUUCCAAUCAAUUACCUCCUCUUCCAUUGGUUUCACAUGAAGAAUCUGCCAAAGGUGUUUGGGAUGUUGCCAAAAAUGCUUCUGUCUGUGCUGUCCUUGGUUUACUUAGUGAACGUCGUCAAGGUAAAAUUUCCCUUACUUCUGAUGCUGAUGCUACCCUACAAAGAUUGGCUUUAUCUACUUUGGAACAUGGUGUCAAACAAACUUCUGCAUCUGAUAUGAUACGUCAAGAAAUGUUAUUUAAACCUUGGCUUGGUGAUAAAUCAGCUAUUCAGUGGGCAAUUGAAAAUGAUUCUUCUGUCUUUUUGAAUGAUGAAAACGUUCAAACUGUCAUAAAGGAAUCAUGGUGGUAUGGUGACAUUGACUGGAAAACAAAUCCAAAUCAUCCGUUUCAAGCAUGGAAUACCUCCUCUUAUCAAGAAAAUCGUACUACUGUUACCAGACAAGGUUGGAAGGCAGUAUUUACAAAACAAUUUAUUGCAAGUUACCUUGCUCGAUGGGCUUCUCCAAGAUACCAAUGUUUGAUUGCUUUUUUCACCGCUGUUGUAUACCUUAGCUUCCAUUUGGCCACUCUUUCCAAUGUGGAAUAUAUGGAAGAUCAUUUGAAACCAUAUGAAUACUUUUACUAUGUAUUGGUGAUAUCUGACCUUGUGCUUGAAUUAGGAAGAUUCAUUACUAGUCCCCGCAAGGCAUUACAAAAACCUUCUACAUAUCUGACCUUACCUACUGCUAUUCUACUUACUGCUGCCUUUGUAUUCCGUAUCUUGGCCUUUUUUGCUACUGAUUUACAACCCAAAUACCAUGGUUUUUACUUUUCAUUUGUUUUACUUGCUAUUGCUACCCCUUUGAUGGUUUUCCGUUUAUUCCUUUGGGUAGAUGAUCUUUGGUGGCCUGUUUAUAAGAUCAAUUAUGUAGUAGGUCGUUGUUUAGUACAAAGCUUAUGGGUAUUCCUUAUUGGUUUGGUUAGCUUGAUUGGAUUCUGGUUAGGUUUAUCUGCUUUACAACGUGAUGAUAUUGGUCCUUGGUUGAUGCUUCGACAUUUGAUUUUGGGUGCAUUACAUUCUCCGGAAAUUGGUGAAACUUUAUAUUAUCAACCUCAAGCAGCUAGUAUUUUGUUGGUGGCAUACUUAUUUGUGAUGGUUGUCUUCUUGGGUGCAUUAUUGACGGCAUCCUUUUUAUCGACAAUUCUAACAUUGAUGAAACCUGAAUCUAGUUUUAAUCGAUUAAAACAACGUAUGGAAGCGGAACGAUGCUCUCGACGUCCCAAUUAUGGUGUGUAUAUUCCGAAUGUUGCUGUGGAAUUGAUUGUUGGUUCUAUUGUUUGGAUUGUCAAGAAGAUCAGUCCAGGUACCAAAUUGACUUGGUUGGAACGCUUACGUCAAAUCAUUUGGUUUAUUAUCUUUUUACCUAUUCUUAUAUUGAUUGGAUUAUUUGAUUUGGUUGUGUACUUAUUCUCUUUGAGAAACUAGUGGAAAUAAAAUGAUAUUUAGGAUGAUUUGUCCUUUGACAUUUUUUA
Molecule: messenger RNA, 2029 nt
Organism: Halteromyces radiatus
Lineage: Eukaryota; Fungi; Mucoromycota; Mucoromycetes; Mucorales; Cunninghamellaceae
Exons: 6
Coding region: 48-1982 (644 amino acids)
Source: RefSeq, a predicted model, not a curated record